UAGGCCAUCGCUCUUGCUCCUGCCAUUCACACUUCCAUUGUCCAUUGUUCCUUGUUUGAGUUGUACAUACUACCUACACCCACCUUGCUACCCGCAUAGCCCGCAUAACCUUCCUUCCAGCUACCGUCACUCCUCUGAGAAAUCCUCUGUCACUCGCAAAUGAACAAUCGCGGUAGAAGUACUAUUGGUGGAAAGAACACCCACAACCACACCCAGAGCACCCAGGCCAAACCGACCUCGCGAGCUUCUAGCACCACCUCAACUAUCGAUACCCCUUCCGAAACCUCGAGCUGUCCCUCGACGGAUAUGCCACCCAACGGCAAACCCGCAGUCAAUGGCAUCGCCACCGAUAUGGAAUCUACACACCUCAAUGGCGCCAGCAACAAGAAAACGAAUUACAGGAGGAAGCAGUCAACUCCAAUGAUGCCUACUUUUAUGGUUUCGGCCCCUGGCAAAGUCAUUGUCUUUGGGGAACAUGCAGUAGUGCACGGCAAGGUCUGUUGCGCCCGCUCAGCAAUUCAGGGGACCAUACUAAUACUUCUUAUCACAGGCAGCGAUUGCAGCCGCGAUUUCUCUUCGAUCAUAUCUCCUCGUAACUGCGCUCUCGAAAUCGAAACGAACCAUAUCCCUCCGAUUUCCUGACAUUAAACUCGAGCAUACAUGGAAUAUCGACGAUUUACCAUGGAGUACAUUUUCCCAUCCAUCCAAAAAGAAGCAUUAUUAUGAUCUAGUCACCGAACUCGACGAUGAUCUAGUUGCUGCCAUGACACCCCAUAUCGAGAAUGUCUCGGAGGAUGCUCCUGAAGAUGUACGCAGGGUCCAUCGUAACUCGGCGUCGGCUUUUCUUUAUUUGUUGCUAUCGCUGGGAAAUCAAAGCUUCCCAGGAUGUUUAUAUACUCUUCGUUCAACGAUUCCAAUUGGUGCUGGUCUGGGCAGUAGUGCAUCCAUUGCCGUAUGUCUGGCGGGUGCUCUAUUACUACAGAUUCGCACACUUUCUGGACCUCAUCCCGAUCAGCCCGCCGAUGAAGCGCGAGUACAGGUGGAACGUAUAAAUAGGUGGGCUUUUGUUGCGGAGAUGUGUAUACAUGGGAAUCCAUCUGGUGUGGAUAAUACGGUUGCGACUCAAGGCAAGGCUGUUGUUUUCCAAAGACACGAUUAUUCAAAACCACCGAGCGUCAAACCACUAUGGAAUUUCCCUGAAUUACCGCUUCUAUUAGUCGAUACCAAACAAAAUAAAUCCACAGCAGCGGAAGUGGCGAAGGUGGGAUUACUGAAAAAGGAGCACCCAGAAAUUACGGAAUCGAUAUUAAAUGCCAUUGACAAGGUCGCAAUCGGCGCCGCUGAACUUAUUGGACACGAUGAUUUCGACAACGAGGACGAGGCAAGUCUAGCAUCUCUAGGCAAAUUAAUGACCGUCAAUCACGGACUUUUGGUCGCAUUGGGUGUUUCCCAUCCACGUUUGGAUCGGAUACGGGAAUUGGUCGAUCACGAAGGUAUCGGUUGGACCAAACUUACCGGGGCUGGUGGAGGAGGCUGCGCCAUUACUCUUCUCAAACCCGGAGUUCAUCAUGAAACAUUAAAGAAAUUAGAAGACAAAUUGGAUGAAGAAGGGUUUGAGAAGUUUGAGACUACCCUUGGCUGUGAUGGCGUAGGUGUUCUCUGGCCAGCUGUAUUAAUGAAUGGGUGUGAUGAUGAGAAUGGAGGCGAGGAGAUCGAUCAGGAAAAGUUUUUGAACGCUGAUGGCAUUGAAGGCGUGGAAGAACUGGUUGGAGUUCAUGGUGAGGAUGGGGACAGAGAGGCUUGGAAAUUUUGGAGGGUAGAGGAUUAGAUGAGACACUGUUUUUGUCUUCAGGGAGAAAUAAUAGGAUGGCUGGCACGGUGGUGGAAGGAGCCUUUCUUCGCGACCAGAAUAGGAUCACGUUAAAUCAGAGGAGGCCAAUUUGGGAGGAGAUUUUUAGCACAUCUAUCUCUACCUUACGGUUGAUGGAUCGGAUGUUUUCUUGGAUUCUUUGGAAGCGCGCGAAUUUGAGAUUCGUGGUAUGUUAGUACGAAACGAGACUUAUAAUUGCUAAUUAGAAAAAUUUACUUUUCCG
Molecule: messenger RNA, 2093 nt
Organism: Hymenoscyphus albidus
Lineage: Eukaryota; Fungi; Ascomycota; Leotiomycetes; Helotiales; Helotiaceae
Source: the annotation of a GenBank genome assembly